AUGUGCAAACUAUGUCAGAGAUUCAUUGAAGAUGGUCAACUAUGUGUGAACCAUAUCAGAGAUCCAUAUGAUAAUGGUCUACCAAUAAGAGAGGACUCAGUUACAAGCUCGGUGUUAAUCAUUUUGCUGAUUGGACUUGGGAGGAGUUCAAAAAUCAUAGACUUGGUGCUGCUCACUCUUAAGACACAUGCUAUGCUAAGGUGUUUGAUUAAAUUCCUCUUAGAACUAUCCUUUGAAUACAUUAAAUACAAUGGUGGCCUUGAGACAGAGGAAGCAUAUCCCUACACUGGAAGUAAUGAUCUCUGCAAAUUUACAUCUGAAAAUGUUGCUGUUAAAGUCCUUGGCUCUGUCAACAUCACCUUGCUAGAUGAAACAUAUGAUAUGCUAACUUCAAAGAGACCUUGUGGACCAAAUAAGAAAGCUGAUACUGGAGCUAUGUAUGAUCUGGCUAAGAAUGAUCUAUAG
Vicia faba (fava bean) is the source of this 465-nucleotide messenger RNA. The record is from the annotation of a GenBank genome assembly. NCBI's taxonomy places the organism in Eukaryota, Viridiplantae, Streptophyta, Magnoliopsida, Fabales, Fabaceae.